AUGGCGCAUGAGCGAGCGCCUCACGCGCACCUCCCUCUCCGUCCGCCGCUCGCUCGCGGACCUCCUGGAGCUUCCGCGAUGCUUCCCCAAUGUGCGCCGACUCGAUCUGUCCCUAUGCCCCCCUGCGGGCAGCCGCUGCUCCUCGCGGGGCCCGCGCUGGAGGUAGCUACGACGCUCCGCGCGGCCUUUCCGCGGGUGACCUCCCUCCGCGUGCACGUGCGGGACCGGAACGACGUCCAGUGCGUGGCGGCCACGUGGCCGGGGCUGGAGCACGUGGCUUUGAUCCGCUGGCACGAGUUUUCUGCAGCGGAAGCAGCAGCGGCCGCAGGCGGCGCAGCAGCAGCAGGAGGGCAAGGAGCAAACAACACCACCGAAAUCCCUAAUCUGAAUGCGAACCCGCUGGGAACCCUAGAGCUGACCCCACUACUAGUGAUGUGCAGCCGAGUACAGAGCAUAGACCUGUCCGAAUUCACGUGCUUCCCUGACCACGUUACUGAUGCCUUCACUGCUGCUCCCCAAGCCGCCGCUGCCAUCGCUGCUGCUGCCGCUGCCGCCACCGCUGCCGCCGCUGCUGCUGCGUCUGCCACUGGAGCAGGAGGAGCAGGAGCAGCAGCAGCGGAACCCUCCUCCAAGCCCCCCCGCGCGCCUCUCCCCCGCCCCUCCGCGCCCAUCUCCGCCCUCCGCCACCUCAACCUCCUCAAGUCCUCCCCAGGCGCCUUUAAAGCGUCGGACAUCCGCACUAUUCUCUCUGCCGCCGGCCGAACCCUCCUCUCCUUCCGCUGCCUCGUCGAAUUCGACCCGCGCCUCUCCGAUUCCCUCUCCGACGAAACCCUAAUUGAGAUCGCCGAGCGCUGCCCGGUGCUCACGGCGCUGCAAUUGGUGGAUUCCUCGCUCUGGGCGGCGCCCUCGGGAUUGUCGCUGGCGCUGGGGGACCAUGAUGACGCGCUCCCGCCCGAUAUGGACGCGCGGGUCACGCCGGGCGGCAUUCGCUCGUUCCUAGCGCGGUUGCCGGGGUUGGAGGAGCUGGAUUUGCGGCCGGCGCAGUAUCUGAGAGGGGCAGAUGUGAGUCUGUUUGGCGGCGCUGCUGCUGCUUUUGCUGGUGGUACCUCUGGUGGUGGUGGUGGCGGUAUUGGUGGUGGGGGGAGGGGUGAGGUGACAGCAACGGUGAGUCUGGGGCAGCUGAGUCCAAACCUGAAGCGGCUGCGGCUGGGCCAGCUGGUUUUCGCCCACGAUGAUUCCCUGGCGCCAGUGCCUGCAUCUAGGGAAGGUACAUCUGGACAGGGAUCAUCCGGAAAAGCACCCUUCUCCUCAGCUGCAUCAUCCUCGUCAGCAGCACAAGCAGCCCCCACCAGCGUUUCCCCUCCCUCCACCAUCCUCCCUCGUGACCUGGAAGCUCUAGACUUUUGGCAAGCCCCCUCGCUGCCCCUGCGCUGCCUGCUCCCCCUCGCACUCUCCUGCCCGCGCCUCAAGGAGCUCAGCAUCUGGGGCUGCCCGGACCUGUCCCCGCCGAGCCUGGAGGCCGUGGCUCGGGUGUGCCGGCACUCGCUGGUCCGGGUGACUGUAGUGAAGUGCUGCAACCUGCCGACGGCAGCGGUGCUGAAGGCGCUUUCUCCCGUUAGAAGCACACUGCAGCACCUGCACUGCUCCUGCGACUGGCUCUGCCCAAACAGCAGCGUGCCACCCGUUUCCCCGGUUCAAAGCGGUGCAGAUGGUAAUGGUGACGGUGCUGGUGAUACUGCUGGUGGUGCUGCUGGUGAAGUUGCAGGGGAAGGCGGCGGCAUGUUGAAGCAGGUAGGGGGGAGGCGGCGAGUGGAAGGCAGGGCAGGGACUGAUGGUACAGAAGAGCUGCUGUGCGGCUCAGAAGCAGCGGAAAACCCUUCCACCGCGCCAGACUCCUCCGAAUGGCCUGCUCUGCAGUCCCUCACUCUCCUCGCUCCCCUGGGCACCCUCCUCUCUCAGCUCCCCUCCGCCGGCCUCCUCCACUGCCCCCUCCUCUCGCACGUCCACAUCCGAGUGCACGGUGACUGUCGUCUCGCAGCGGGUCCCGGGGCGACAGGGUUCGGCCUUUCCUGUCUGGCCGGCUACCCGGCGCUUCGCUUUCUUCGUCUCGAUUUGACGCAAGUGGUGGGGCAUUCGCUAAGCUGCCCGCCUGGGCUAGCAUUUGAUGUGAUGGCCUGGGAGAGGUUCUACCUGCAUGGCAUUCAGCUGCUGCCGGGGCUCGAAUCGCUGCAUUAUUGGCCGCCGUCGGACUGCGAUCUCAACCGUCGAUCCAUGUCGAUGCCGUCGGCUGGGAUCCUCGCGUCGUGCCAGUCGCUGCGCCACCUGGCCGUGCAUUGCACGACAGCCAAUGAGCAUCUGCUCAACGUGGUGGUGCGCGGGGCUAGAGGGAUGCGCGAUUUGCAUGUGUUGGGGGAUUGCUAUCCCGCUCCCCCGGAUGAUACCUAUGCUGGCAUGCUCAGGCCAGCAUCGUUCCAGAGGCUGAUAAAAAGCCUGGACGCAAGAGGGUACCCUGACUGA
Messenger RNA from Closterium sp. Yama58-4, 2517 nucleotides. The record is from the annotation of a GenBank genome assembly. Lineage: Eukaryota; Viridiplantae; Streptophyta; Zygnematophyceae; Desmidiales; Closteriaceae.